Lodderomyces margitis is the source of this 768-nucleotide messenger RNA. RefSeq lists its product as uncharacterized. Bases 1 to 768 code for a protein of 255 amino acids. The transcript has a single exon. NCBI's taxonomy places the organism in Eukaryota, Fungi, Ascomycota, Pichiomycetes, Serinales, Debaryomycetaceae. The record is from RefSeq and is a predicted model, not a curated record. Gene Ontology annotation, biological process: protein folding. Gene Ontology annotation, cellular component: cytoplasm.
AUGAAUAACAAUACAAAGAUACCAGUUGAGGUCAAUCCCGACGAGGAUACUGAAUGGAAUGAUAUUCUUCGUGACCAUGGGAUUAUCCCAGAAAAGCCACCCUCCCCUUCCGCCCAAUUGGAGGAGGCAUUGGAAGAAGCAGUUAGGAAGCAACAUGAAAAUAGGCUAGAAAAUAAGGAUAUAGAUGAACUAGAUGCACUAGAGGACAAAGAGGAUGAAGAGUUUCUCAAUUUCUACAAACAAAAGCGAAUGAAUGAGAUAAAGAAGUUGUCGGAGAAGAAAAAAUACGGGCUGGUCUUGCCAAUUAGCAAAAAUGAGUAUGAAGAUGAAGUUACUAAAGCGCCAAAAGGAACUACCGUAUUGGUUCAUUUGUCCCUCCAAUCAAGUUUACAAAGCAGGCUAUUGGGGUCGCUAUUGACCGAAGUUGCUAGAAAAUUUCCAGAACUAAAAGUCUGUGAUAUACCAGCUCAAAGGUGCAUUGAGAAUUAUCCCGAGUCUAAUUGUCCUACCCUUAUAGUAUACAAAGAUGGGAAUGUAUUAAAGCAGUAUGUGACGUUGACUCAAAUGGGUGGAAACGCUACGACAUUGAAGGAUAUAGAGAGGAUUUUAGUCGACCUUCACGCGGUGGGUGAUAGUGACAAAAGGCUUAUAAUCAACGAUGAGGACGAAGAUUCGCAGCAGGCGAGGUCAUUACGUUUCGCAAAGAAAUCAGUUAGAGGCAAAGGCGACAACGACGACGACGACGAUGAUGAUGACUUUUAUGAUUAA